AUGCGUGCCGCCACUCCAGCCGAGGACUCCGGUAUGGCCGAGUCCGCUUUUGAGCUGAUCAGCAGCAUCGAUGUCGAAGAUCAAGAUGAAAAUUACAUCGAGUCUAUAUCCGAGUCUGUUGGCUCACUGGACUGUCCCCGGCCAGACGAUGUACAGUCACUGGCUGGUACCGAACGAACUUUUGAUGAUGAGUCAUUGGCAGACGAAGAAGUCGAGGACCCCCCUCGGUCUACUGAACGCGAGGGCGCCACUGAGUUUAUCAAUGACGAAACCGCCCUUGUUCAUCAUUUUGCUGAUGCUUCGGAAUCAGGCGAAGAGGACGGCCAGUCGCGCUGUUCUCUGGACUAUACACAGCAGAGCCUGAAGACGCCCUCCAUCUUGACGCCGGAAGCAAGUAAAGUCAUUGAAAGGGCGCUGGAAAGUACAAACAACGAAACUCCUACUCCAACUGUACGCUUUCGACAUUGGACGGGUAUUGUCAGAGAGGGACUGUCCCGUACCUGGGAGUAUGCAACAGAUGCGACAGCUGCGGCUCUCCCUGGCCUCUUAUUCGCGGUUGUAUUCGGUCUUCUAUCCUCGCUGCUGCGCCCGCCAACAGUUGAGUUUACCAGACCUGCAGAAACUGUCGCUACCUCUGCGAUUACUGCAACUACAAGACCUAUUGUACUCUAUACGAAGCAGACAACCUCGACUGCCACAGCUGCACAUGACACUGUAUCGGUCAAGGGCAUGGGUUUAAUCUCCAUAAAAGACCAAGCAGCCAACGAGUGGCCUUUCGGACCCAAAAGACCAGACAUUCAAUUUAGCCCCCUAGGACACGGCGCCAUUAUGGUGCACGUUGCUUCUCAUGUGCAGAAAACAUGGUUGAAAAAGAAGACUUGCCUCUCAAUCACAGCUACUCGCAUUGGAGAAGCUGUGGAAAUGGAAUUUUACCCUUCUGAAGAUGGCUUCCUUGUCAAGUUUCCAAAGAAGGAGGCUUUUGGCGUGGUCAAAGUUUUAGUUGAAGCCACAUGCCGACCUGCUGUGACCAAAGCCGUCAAGGUCCACUUUGGAAAGGGCAUCAUUGAAGAAGCAUAUGAAAGGACGAGGAAUUUGGCUCACGAUAUUUCCGAAUUGGUUCCGGUGGCUGCCCAGGAGGCAGAACGCUGUCUUGUCGGAGCCAAGAAGUCAUUUGGGGCGGUGUCCGAUACCCUAGCCAGUGGGAUGGUGACAGUCUCUGACACUCUGAUGGGAAGAAUCGAGACUUCUUCAGUCAAGAUGAAAGAGCUACUUUCUCAUCUUCCGUCGGUUUCGACGGGUUAUGCUGCAGAGGUGGUCAAUAGAGUUCCACAGACUCUGGAAUCGAUGUACAAGCUGGCGAUGGAGGCUGGAGCAUCGCACAACAUCAAGCUGAAUGUUCAGGAUGGUAUACUUGAUGCCCAGCUGUACUUUCUCAGGACUCGAAUCUCGGCCCGGAUGUGGUGGCUCAAGGUGACGGGGCAGAUCGCGGAGUAUGAUGAGUAUGGCAAGAAGGCUAAAGACUUCAUGGCCAAGAGACGGCGUGAAGGGCGAAAUAAAAUUCAGGGUUUAUUCCGUGAUGAUGGUGGCAAGGACCAUGCCUUUUGUGGACGGACGAAACGAAACUGGUGCAAAUUGAAUUACCGAAAGGGAAGGGACAUUUGUCUUUGCAAAGUAGAGGCUUGA
Messenger RNA from Metarhizium album ARSEF 1941, 1683 nucleotides. RefSeq lists its product as uncharacterized. The transcript has a single exon. The record is from RefSeq and is a predicted model, not a curated record. The coding region runs from base 1 to 1683 and encodes 560 amino acids. Lineage: Eukaryota; Fungi; Ascomycota; Sordariomycetes; Hypocreales; Clavicipitaceae.